UAAUAAUUUACGCAAAAGAGGGCGCUGUCUUACAACUUCCGCUCAUGAAUCACUUUCUCGCAGAUUUUUGACAGUCACACCUCCUUGUUGUUUACAUAGAUUCUGUCACUGUUAUCUCGUCCCACAUGUAGCCAAAUCAGUUUAAAUCCACAAACAAUGGCAGAGGAGAAGGUCGAUGCGCUCAGCAUCACAGAUGAUGAGGACGAGUCCGAAGAAGAAAACUCUUCACUAUUUGAGAAAAAAGGAAUUUUGAGCAAAUGGACUAACUAUUUACAUGGUUGGCAAGACAGAUAUAUUGUUCUGAAAGACGGUACUCUUAGCUAUUUCAAAUCUGAAAAUGAUUUAUCGUUUGGCUGUAGAGGAGCUGUGAGUUUGGCCCGAGCUUCUGUUACGCCCCAUCAGUUUGAUGAGUGCAGAUUCGAUGUUGCAGUGAACGACUCUGUGUGGUACUUGAGGGCGGAAAGUGAGGAUGAGAGACAUGUAUGGAUUGAUGCCAUUGACAAUCACCGGCAGGCAGAGUCUGGGUACGGCAGUGAGAGUAGCCUGCGACGUCAUGGCUCACUUCUCUCCCUCACGUCCGGUACAUCAAUGUCCACAACAUCAACAUCUUCUUUCAAGAGAGGACGAGGUCUCAAAGAAAAGUUGAUGGAGAUGGAGACAUUCAGAGACAUAUUGUGUCGACAGAUUGAAACCCUGCAGAGCUACUUUGACAGUUGUGCUUCGGCAGUUUCUCAUGGCUCAAUCAAUGACUUGACUGAGGAUGACAUUGGAGACCCUGAUGACCUGGACAGUGUGGCCAGCAGUCAGUCUGGUGUCAACUUCCCCGGACACACACCUAAAGAUUUAGCUUCCAUUUUACAGCAGCAUGGAGCCCAUUCAGUAGAUUUCAAAGGAGAGUCUUUCACAUUUAAAGCCACAACAGCGGGCAUUAUAGCCACCAUGUCUCAUUGUAUGGAGCUGAUGUCUCAGCGCGAAGAUGCUUGGCGGAGAAGGUUAGAAAGGGAGGUGGAGCGACGGAAGAAAUAUGAGGAUGCUUACAAGAACUUGCUGGAGCAGCAUAACAUACAACAGCAGAACGUCACCCGACUUGCGGGGCCUGACUUUGAGGAGGGUCCUCACUCAGUCAUUAAGGAGGAUGAGUUUUUCGAUGCCAUCGAUGCAUCACUGGACAAGUUGGAGAAAGAGGAGGAAGAUAAGCGGUUGGGUCAUGUGAAGGCCAAACCACCACCAAAGAUCUCACUGGCUCCAGACAACAAGUAUUAUGAUGAGAUCAAUAAAGUUGUCAAUACGCACAUUCGGCAACUAAAUGAGACAACAACUGACGGGAAGGACGUAUGGGAGUGUAUCGCGGAGGACGGUGAACUUCGUGUGUACAAACGGGAACUGGAGGUGGACGGAGUCGUGCUCGACCCAAUGAAAGCCGUACACACAGUGACGGAUAGCAUAGAGGAGAUUCUUACCCGCCCUGACACUGUAGCGUUAAGAUCAUCCACGACGUACAAGGGCAUCACAGGACAUGAGGUGUGUAGUCAUUUCUGGGACAUCAAGUACCGCAUGGAUUGGGAAGCUACCCUUGACAGCAGCAAUGUCGUGGAAUGGUUGUCAGAGGACUCAUUUGUAUGUUACAACAUCAUCAAGCGCGUGUGGCCGGCCUCCCAGCGUGACGCACUCUUCUGGUCGCACAUACGACACGUGCAGGGUGAAACGGAUGAGGAACCGGACCUCUGGCUUGUUAUCAACUAUUCAACAUCUCAUGAAAGUGAUCAGUCUAACAAGUAUGUUCGAGUGAUCAUGAAUGUUGCGAUGGUGUGUCAAACCAUUAUUGAACCUCCGCUUGAUGGGAAAAUCACAAGAGACAACAUCAAGUGUAAAAUAUCCUAUACUGCUGAAGUGAACCCGGGUGGCUGGGCGCCAGCGUCUGUUCUACGGGCGGUAUAUAAGAGAGAGUACCCAAAGUUCUUGAAAAAAUUCACUUCUUACGUGCGGGAUGCCACCAAGGACAAGGAGAUUAUGUUCUAGUGUUGCCGCACAUGUCUCUGCCUUCCACUCUUGCAUACUCAUUGCAGUACUGCUGUAACUUCUGGGACGGAAUCAGAUAAUUAGGACAGUUUUGCUCUGAGUUUUUGCUCUUUCUCGCUCUCCAUUCCAUGUAUGCCAUCAGGUACCGGCACAAGACUUUGGGACAGAGGGCUUCUCUUACCGCUACUUCAGUGUUGCCUGUGAGCUAAACUUAAGCUUAGUGAAAGAUUAUGAUGUGUAUGUCCUUGUGGCUUAAAGGUACAAACAUUGUAACUGCUGCAGUGUGUUGAAAGCAAUUGUCAAAUUAAUGGGUGAAAAAAUACAAUGGAGAGACAUGUUACUGAUUUAUUUAUGUGGUAUCUUACUAAAGAUUUAAUUUACUUACCAGGGUUAGGGAAGUCACUUACCAAAUGUUUAAACGCUUUAUUGACAGUGUUAAUAUGGUGACAGCUACUGGCCUACUUCUGCUCUGGAAUGUUAAAACUGUCUGACUGUGAUACAUGUACAUGUACAGAAGUGUUGUCCAACUGUGGUCACCUUAGUGCCCAACUGUGGUCACUAUGUGAUUAACUGUGGACAAGUUGUGUCCAGCUGUGGUCAACUUAGUGUUCAACUGGUCACUAUGUGUUUAAUUGUGGACAAGUUGCGUCCAACGGUGUUCACCUUAGUGUCCAUUAUGGUCAGUUUAUGUUUAACUGUGGACAAGUUGAGUCCAACUGUGGUCAAUUAUGUCCAGCAGUAAUCACUGUGUCUGGCUUUGUUCACUUAAGUUUCCAGCUAUUGUGGUAUCUGUAUGGGUUGAUAUUGUACAGAGUGAGGACACAGUCUUUUGUACAGCCAUAGUUAUUGUUCUAUUUCCUCAUCAUCUCCACUUGACACCUUCUCUUGACAGUUCUUAAGCGCCAUAUUCAUAAAGCAACUUAGAUUUUAUGUUCAACUUAGUAGAAAAUUGCCUUGCUGACUUUAAAGAAAAUGUGUGAUGUUAAUACAACUUAUAAACAUAUGCAUGAAAAUGGUUAUAAUUAUGAUUUCAAAUGAAUAAAUUUGAUAAAAUGUAGAAGGAUUUAGAUAAGUCAAGGGAAUUCUUUUUUAGUUGAAGUUUUUCCUAGAAUAGUUCAUAAAUACAGCCCCUUAAAGCUGUACUCUCAAAGAUAGAUGGUUUUGACAACUGUUUUUAUUUAUUGUCUUGGAAUGAGCCAUUUUUGCGUUUUUGCGUGGAGACUGGGUCCAUUACAAUUUAAUCCUACUCAAAGGUGAAAAACAGUGAUAUAAGACUGCUGUCAUAUGGUAAGAUUGCAGGGUUUUUUUGUGUUCCAAAAUGAUGUUUUAUUGCUAAAAGCAUUAUUUACUAUGACUUUAAGACAAUUGAAAUUUUCAGCAGUUUUCCAAACACAUGAUCUGUUGUAUAUAUUGUGAGCUAUCUAACAUGACCAAAUUGAAGGCAUUGGUGCCAAAAUAAGCUGAUUCUGAGGCAAUAAUAAUUAAAAAAUUAAAAUGACAAAACGGUAUCUAAUUUCUUAUUGUUAUUAUUUAAUAUGUGGCUAUAACAUGUAAGGUCAUGCAUAUGUAUAAAACAGUACAGGAACCUGACCCCUUUUGAUUAUGACCCCUUUUGACCUCAAUUUCACUGUGAAUAUAUGUGUAACAUAUUACAUGUCAUUAUGAUAUGAGUACACAUUGUCCUCUGUGGAACUCUGUAUUGUUUUGAAUGAUUGUUUUGGAUAAAUCUUUAAGAGAAUUAUCUCAUCAGUUUUGUAGAAACAGCUAUUUUUCUAUGCAUGUUGCCUUGGAAUUGUAAGAUACCCUGAUUGCAUUCUGAAAAUUUUGUUUUAAUUUUCAUAAGGUUAAAAUGCCCUUCAUUUCGCUCACCUAAUGCAAUGACUCAAUAACUGCAAAGAGAAAUAGAGGCAGUUAUGGACUUAUUGCAUUGAGAUAGUGAUUAUAAGAUGUAAGAAUUGUAUUCAAUUGUUUAAGCAGUGGAAUCAUUAUUCUCCCUCACCAGAUAAGUAGAUCCAAAUAUUUGGCCAUGCUGGAAAUCCUGAUCUUGCCUUCAGGCAAAGAUAAAAAAGUACUUUGUAUGUUAAAAAUGAAUUAAAAUACAUUUUUAUUUUAUUUUUUUUAACUGAGGCGGGAGAAAAGCAUCUACCAUGGCUGGUCGUGUAAGAUGGGUUCAUCCUAAAAGUCGCGCAGGGUGUUCUACAGAAAAUCGAUAAACUUCCUUUCAGUGAAACAACUUUAUGCUCGGUGUGGGAUGAACCUAUCUUACACUCUCGAGCAUGGAAGAUACUUCAGUUAUAAUCUCACAUCUAUAAAAACAAUGCAUUAAUACAUGUAAUGUAGAAGCAAUAUUAUAAGACAUUGUUUGUUUUCAUAAAUUUUAUGGUCAUAUUCAAAUAUUAUUCCAUGACGAUGUGAUGAUUCAAGUUUAUAGCUUUUGUCUAAAGACCAAGAAAAGACUGUUUAUAUAUUUUUUAAAACCUUAUGCUCUAGUUUUUGCCUCCAGGAAUAUAUAUUUUUAUUAUCAAAACUGCAUGUUUAAAAAGGGUGUUAAAAAAAAGCAAAAACACCUUAAUCAAGUAUUAUUCACAUUUUACUUUGGAAGUAGCAUGUUUUUCAACAAUCUAAAAAGGUAUGUUGCAAAAUAAUGACAGAGCUAACAUUUGCAAAUUGUUGUAGGGGUACGCAGAUCAUUUGUAUUAUUUUUAAUGCCAAUCUAUAAACAUGAUGAUGAAACGUAAUUAUAUAUGCAUGAAUUUACAGAGAAAAAAGAUUGUAGAUAAAAAAUAUUGUUUAUAUGAAAUAGAUGUGUAGUUUUAUAAAAAUAAUCAUUAUUUCACAAUAGCAUAUAGGUUUAUUAUGGUAUUAUUCUUUUGUUUAAAACUCCACUUUACAUGUAUAUAUCGGAAAACUGUAAGUUCAUUUUCGUGAAAAAAUAUCUAUGGGUUUGUAUUGAUUUCAAAUAUAAACUUAUAGUGAAUGUUUAUUGUUUCUCAAUUGUUAUAGUUAAAACUCAUAUGUACCUUUUUAUGCCACAUUAAAAAAAAAGAGAAAAAAAUAUGAAUGUUUAGAUAUGCUUAUAAGCCAUUAUUGCUUUGAAAUGUUGUGUUAUUUGUUUUACUGAAUUGAAAUCCAGCAUAACAAAUUCAAUGGCUUAUAAAAAAGCUGGAAAGAAAUAUAUUAUACAUAAUUGAAGAAUGUACUAUUUUUCCAAGAAAAGCCAUGUAGAUGCAGACUGGGCAUUGACUAAUUAUAGAUAUUUAGUAUACAUUUUGUAAGGGUUUUAGCUAAGGUCUUAUGGAAAGGGGCUGAAUCCUGCCUUUUUUCGGAAGCAUUCUGCCCACAUGGAGACCAGCAUGGGCACUCUUCUGCCUUCUUAAAAUUGUCAAAUUUUGUUAUUGAAACUUUUACUGUGAUUAUAAAUACAAACAAACUUCACAUAUUUGGCAUUUGAAACCUAAAACUACUUCAAUUUAUCACAAUUAUGAUUAUAGACACAUACAAACUUAACAUAUUUGGCAUUUGAAACCUAAAACUACUUCAAUUUAUCACAAUUAUGAUUAUAGACACAUACAAACUUAACAUAUUUGGCAUUUGAAACCUAAAACUACUUCAAUUUAUCACAAUUAUGAUUAUUAAUACAUACAAACUUCGCAUAUUUGGCAUUUGAAACCUAAAACUACUUCAAUUUAUCACAAUUAUGAUUAUAAAUACAAACAAACUUCACAUAUUUGGCAUUUGAAACCUAAAACUACUUCAAUUUAUCACAAUUAUGAUUAUUAAUACAUACAAACUUAACAUAUUUGGCAUUUGAAACCUAAAACUACUUCAAUUUAUCACAAUUAUGAUUAUUAAUACAUACAAACUUAACAUAUUUGGCAUUUGAAACCUAAAACUACUUCAAUUUAUCACAAUUAUGAUUAUUAAUACAUACAAACUUAACAUAUUUGGCAUUUGAAACCUAAAACUACUUCAAUUUAUCACAAUUAUGAUUAUUAAUACAUACAAACUUAACAUAUUUGGCAUUUGAAACCUAAAACUACUUCAAUUUAUCACAAUUAUGAUUAUUAAUACAUACAAACUUAACAUAUUUGGCAUUUGAAACCUAAAACUACUUCAAUUUAUCACAAUUAUGAUUAUAAAUACAUACAAACUUAACAUAUUUGGCAUUUGAAACCUAAAACUACUUCAAUUAAACACAACUGUGAUUAUAGACACAUACAAACUUAACAUAUUUGGCAUUUGAAACCUAAAACUACUUUGAUUAAACACAAAUCCUAACAUUUUCUGCCGAACUCAUAAUAUUAAUGUUCUUAACUGCCAGUGCACAAUAUGUGCCCUUUAACCUCGUCUUCAGCGCCCUGUCUGUUUUAAAACCUGGCUAAAACUCUUUAUUUGUAGCACAAUCAAUUCGUUCUUACCAAAAUAGAUCCAAAUCAGUAAGUACCAAUGAUAACAUUGCACAUUAUGAUGGUAACAUUCCUUCCGUCCACUCGCACUUCUUGUAUGCUUGGUUUGAAAGAGGUCUGCGUUUUUUUUUUCUUUUGAUUUUAGCAAAUAAUAUUUGUAGAUCUUACAUUUGUAUAAGGCUUUUUCAUAAAAUACUGAAAUAGCUUUAAGCUUUUGAUUUAAUAUAUACUAAAUAAAUAAGCUUGAAAUAUAUUUUUUUCCAAAAAGCUUAGUAUAUUUUUUCUAUUUUUGGUGCACAUAAAACUCCUUUAUGUCUGUUUAGAUUGUUUGGAGUGAGGUGUGUUUGUUUAUAUUACAAUACAAAUAAAGUGUGAUGUUUAUGACUGAAUUGGAACAUAUGUUUAUUGAUUCUGUAUUUAUAAAUUGAAUUACUAUUUACAAUAUUGUAUAAAAAAACUACUUUUGUUCAAUGCAAUUUAUAUAUACAUGUUGUACAUAAGCAGAUGAACAUUGUCAUGUAAAUCUGGUCGAUAUAAUUUAUGAUAAUAGAUGAUAACUGUUUUUCAUUAUUUCUUCUUUAAAGACAAAUAAAUAUGAUAAUUAA
Molecule: messenger RNA, 7030 nt
Organism: Mya arenaria
Lineage: Eukaryota; Metazoa; Mollusca; Bivalvia; Myida; Myidae
Product: ceramide transfer protein-like
Exons: 14
Coding region: 157-2019 (620 amino acids)
Biological process (GO): ER to Golgi ceramide transport
Cellular component (GO): Golgi apparatus
Molecular function (GO): phosphatidylinositol-4-phosphate binding
Source: RefSeq, a predicted model, not a curated record